AUGGCGACUUCAAACAAACACGUUGUCUUUGACAUCGUAGGAACAUGUGUUUCCUACGACGCAUUCUAUGAUGCAAUCGAAGCUCGCAUUGGCGAGAACCUUCGGGCUAAUAACAUUGGAUCUCGUCUAUUCGGAUAUGCGUGGAUGGAAGCCGGCGAGCGAGAAUACACCUAUCUCAGCAUGUCCGGUCACUAUUUCAAGUUCUUUGAUGUUUUCCGAUCCAUUUUCUAUCGUACACUCUGGCAAGCCGGUAUUGCAGAACCCCGCAAAUUCGCGACUGACAAGGAUCGCGAAUUCCUUUUGAACUCGUAUCGUGAGCUCAAACCACGCCCGGGCAUUCACGAGUGUUUCUCCCGUCUUCGUGCCGCCGGAUUUACUGUCUGGGCCUUGACGGCCGGUGAUACCGCCCGUGUUGCCGGAUAUCUAGCACGAGGUGGUGUUGAGAUGCCCGAAAAUAAUUUUGUCUCUUGCGAUACUAUCAAGAUUGGAAAGCCGGCUCCGGAAUCAUAUCAAUACAUUCUCGAUAAGUUCGAAAAGGAAGGCCGAGCGGCUUGGUUUGCUGCCGCGCAUAUGUGGGAUGCAGCCGUUGCAAAGCGCACUGGGUUCAAGGGACCUUGGGUUUCGCUUUGGGAGAAGGGAGACAUGUUCUGA
Molecule: messenger RNA, 651 nt
Organism: Talaromyces marneffei
Lineage: Eukaryota; Fungi; Ascomycota; Eurotiomycetes; Eurotiales; Trichocomaceae
Exons: 3
Coding region: 1-651 (216 amino acids)
Source: RefSeq, a predicted model, not a curated record